UACGAUGUAUAAAUUAUGUCCUCUCCUUUCUUCAGCAUGCAUUCGGGUAAAACCCACCAAACCGGUUUUGCUCACCCAAUCAGCCACUAUAUAAACUCGUCCUGACCGCUCUGAUUCUCUCAGUACCGACUCUGAAGCCGCGAGGAUCUGUGUCACAUUGUAAAACAUCCUGCAGUACUUUGAAGCAUUGAUCAGCGUAUCACGGUAUACCGUUCUUGCAGGAUCUGGAGUUGGACGAAUAUGGCGACUGCGAUUGAAUCUCAUCUGACACAAGUGGCGGUAGAGGAUGGACAGGAUUCUCCCCGUACCCACAAGUGCAGCCAUUGCGACAAGGAGUUUCGUUUCCAAAGUAAGCUCAACCUGCACCUGCGAACUCACACGGGUGAGAGACCAUACCAGUGUGGCGAAUGCGGGAAGCGGUUUACCCAACUGGCAAAUCUGAAGACACACAUGCGGACUCACACAGAGGAGAGGCCAUACUGUUGUGAGGAAUGCGGUCGACAGUUUGGUCACAUUGGCGCUUUAAGGACGCAUACUAGAACUCACACCGGUGAGAGGCUAUACUUAUGUGGUGAAUGUAACAGUCAGUUUAUUACGCUGUGCGAUCUAAAGGCACAUAUGCGGACUCACACUGGUGAAAAACCAUACAAGUGUAAACAUUGCAACAAAGGUUUCAGUCAGGCAAGUAGUCUGAAGAGACACGUGCGGACUCACACAGGGGAAAGGCCGUACAUGUGUGAGGAGUGCAGCAAGCAGUUUACUACGCUGUCAAGUUUACAGAGGCACAGGCGGACUCACACUGGAGAGAAACCAUACAUGUGUGAGGAGUGCGGCAAGCAGUUCAGGCAGCUGGGUACUCUAAAAGAUCACAAGAGGAUUCAUACAGAUGAGAAACCGUACAGGUGUGAGAAAUGCAACAAGGGUUUUCGUCAGUCAAGCAACUUGCGUGUCCACAUGCACGCUCACACUGGCGAAUGCCUGCCAAUGCCUGUGAUCUGGAGUUUGACCAACAUGGCAACUAGGGUCAGAUCUCAUCUGACACAAGGGGAGGGAGAGGAUGGACCGGAUUCUCCCCUUAUCCACAAGUGCAGCCAUUGCGGCAAGGAGUUUCGCACCAAAUGUAAGCUCAAACGACACCUGCGAACUCACACGGGUGAGAGACCAUACCAGUGUGGUGAAUGCGGGAAACGGUUUGGUCACCUAACUCAUCUGAAGGACCACAGAAGAACUCACACCGGUGAGAGACCAUACCAGUGUGGUGAAUGUGGGAAACGAUUUAGUCAGCAAGGUCAUCUGAAGGAACACAUGAGAACUCACACCGGCGAGAAACCGUACCGAUGUGAGGAGUGCGGCGGGCAGUUCAGUAGUUUGGGUGCUCUGAAGGACCACAUGCGGACUCACACUGGUGAAAAACCGUUCAAGUGUGAAAAUUGCAACAAAAGGUUCAGUCAGUUAUCUAAUCUGAAUACUCACAUGCGGACUCACACAGGUAAAAACUAUUACAGGUGUGAGGAGUGCAAGCAGUUCAUUCAGCUUGGUACCCUAAAAACACACAUGAGAACCCACACUAGUGAAAAGCCGUACAAGUGCGAGGAGUGCGGCAUACAGUUCAGCGGCAUGAGUAAUCUUAAAAGACACAUGCGGACACACAGUGGUGAGAAACCGUACAAAUGUGAGGAGUGCGGCAAGCAGUUCAGUGACUCAAGUCAUCUAAAAAGGCACAUUAGGACACACACCGUACAAGUGUCAUGAGUGCAGCAUGCAGUUUUCUGAGCUGUGUAUGUAGCCUGAAAACGCACGUGAGAAACCGUACGUGAGUAAAAACUGCAAAAAAGUUUCAGGCGAGUAAUAUGGAAAGUCACGUGUGGGUAGCAGACACGUGCGAACUCAUAUUCAGAGAAAGUGGAGAGUCUGGAGACCUAUUAAUUCCUGAUGGCCUAACAUACACGUGGAAAGUCAUACAACGGCAACAAAAGCCACAUUCCUUUGGCAUCGUAUAACACCUAGACAAUCGUCAUAUGGUUAAUUGCUCAAACGUACCUACAAUCCACAUGCAUUUAUGUGAUUAUCGUGGGUACGUUACAGACAUUAUAUGGUUGUUUAACCGUGCAUACAUUUUUGUCACGAUACUAAUUGUUUUUCUUGUUUGUUUCCUAUAAUUCUACUGUAAAAUCACGAGUAACAGGAACCGGAUCACAACAUAGUAAACAUCGCCGCAUGUCCCAUAGUGGAUGAAAACUAGAAAUGCUGUGUAAAAACGACGGUUGAAUGUUUGCACACUAGUGUCAGAGGAACGGUAAGACAUCGCCCAUUUUAUGUCAAGGCGUUAUGAUCCAUAGUUUUCUACUAUGAUUUUUUUCACUAAUCACUCUAAAUAUAUAGAUCUACUGCGUCUGGAAUUGGCUAUGGAAACAUGUUAGUUGUAGACCUUGCUAGCUAUUGUUUGCCUUUAUAAUCUGUUGUAACUUCUAGGGAUUUGUAUACUUUUAGACAUCCCAAUUUCUUCAAUAAAGUAAGACACGUUAUGUUUUGUUCAA
Branchiostoma floridae (Florida lancelet) is the source of this 2537-nucleotide messenger RNA. RefSeq names its product zinc finger protein 135-like. The record is from RefSeq and is a predicted model, not a curated record. Gene Ontology annotation, biological process: regulation of transcription by RNA polymerase II. Gene Ontology annotation, molecular function: RNA polymerase II transcription regulatory region sequence-specific DNA binding; DNA-binding transcription factor activity, RNA polymerase II-specific. Lineage: Eukaryota; Metazoa; Chordata; Leptocardii; Amphioxiformes; Branchiostomatidae. Gene Ontology annotation, cellular component: nucleus.